GACUGACUGACUCCACGGCCUCGCUCGCAGCGCAGUGCAAAGGAGGAACUGUGUCUAUUUUUUUAAUAGCAAAAGCCCUAUCAAUACUAAAUUCUACGCAUGCUGUUCUAUUUUAACCAAACCAGCCCGUGAACCAGUCUUUUUACCCCUCCCACGCCCUCCGAACAGCCAUGGGCAAACUCAACCUCACAGCACUUCGGGUGCGGCAGACGGCCAUCAACCAAGCAGCAGCCGGCAAGAUCAAGAAAAUCCCGCAAUGGGUUGAUGUAGUGGGCGAUAUCCCUCCAGCGCAGGUUCUCGUGCGGAAUCAACCACAACAACACCAGCUCUUCCGGCAGCGAAUCAAAACGGAUCGUGAAACUCUCGAGCCAAAAGUUGUCUUUCAAACCCAGGAAAAGAGAGUGAAACCGAAGAAGGCUAGUCGCCUGUUCCAACCAGUUGAGAUCAAAUUUGAAGAAGACCAGCUGCGAAAGGAGUUUUACCGGGACCACCCUUGGGAACUUGCGAGACCCCGCAUCCUUGUUGAAACUUCCGGCAAAGACUUUGAGAAACACAAUUGGGGACGACUCCAGCAGCCAGGGAAGAAAUUGGAUGGUGAAAGUGUGGUCCAACGUCAACUCUGGCUUCUGAAUAACACGCCCGAUAUAACAAAGACCGAAGCUUAUGACAUUGCCCGCCGUGAAUUCUACCAACUCCGCCUGCAAGAAGACAUCGAACGACGGGUUGCUGCGGAAGAGGCCGAAGCAACCGGCGCUGAAUUCGGACCUAAUAUGCUUUCUUUGGGUAUGGAAUUGGAGGACAAGGAAUUCGAGCGCUGGAAGGAGUGGGCCCAGAUGGAAGCUCAGCUCUUGAACCAGAAAGCAGCGUCCUUUAGCGGUGCUCCGGAGAGUGCGGAGAGCGAGGAUGCGUCUGUUUUAGACAAAGGCGUGGAAGAGGGAGCUGCAGUGACCGCAGAGCCUACAACUCGGCGUAGUCUUCUUUGAGGCGUUAAUAGUACUUGUUUUAUAUGGGUUGGUUAUGUCCUGGGAGUCGGAUACCAGACGCACUGUGGCACAUGUAUACUAUUAAAUUUUUCUUUUUUUUUUUUUUUUUUUUU
Molecule: messenger RNA, 1096 nt
Organism: Aspergillus ruber CBS 135680
Lineage: Eukaryota; Fungi; Ascomycota; Eurotiomycetes; Eurotiales; Aspergillaceae
Gene: rsm25
Product: mitochondrial 37S ribosomal protein mS23
Exons: 2
Coding region: 171-983 (270 amino acids)
Cellular component (GO): mitochondrial small ribosomal subunit
Molecular function (GO): structural constituent of ribosome
Source: RefSeq, a predicted model, not a curated record